Molecule: messenger RNA, 363 nt
Organism: Nothoprocta perdicaria
Lineage: Eukaryota; Metazoa; Chordata; Aves; Tinamiformes; Tinamidae
Gene: GHRL
Product: ghrelin and obestatin prepropeptide
Exons: 4
Coding region: 1-363 (120 amino acids)
Biological process (GO): regulation of response to food; positive regulation of growth hormone secretion; gastric acid secretion
Cellular component (GO): extracellular region
Molecular function (GO): ghrelin receptor binding; growth hormone-releasing hormone activity
Source: RefSeq, a predicted model, not a curated record
AUGUUACUCAGAGGGGCCCUGCUUGGCGUUCUCCUCUUCAGUGCCCUCUGCGCGGAAACUGUUCUGGCUGGCUCUAGCUUUUUAAGCCCUGAAUAUAAGAAAAUACAGCAACGAAAGGAUUCAAGAAGGCCAGCAACAACGACAACAACAUUGCACCGUCGAAGCAUGGAAGGUUUUUCAGACACAACUGAAGCGUGGGCAGAAGAUGGCAGUAACAGCGUUGAAAUCAAGUUUAACGUUCCCUUUGAAAUUGGUGUCAAGCUAACAGAAGAGCAGUACCAGGAAUACGGACAAACGCUGGAGAAGCUGCUUGGGGACGUUCUCGAGGAGAACGCUAAAGUUUUUAAAAGCUCAGGUGAAUAA